Molecule: messenger RNA, 1378 nt
Organism: Brassica napus (rape)
Lineage: Eukaryota; Viridiplantae; Streptophyta; Magnoliopsida; Brassicales; Brassicaceae
Exons: 2
Coding region: 28-393 (121 amino acids)
Source: RefSeq, a predicted model, not a curated record
UGCUGAGAAUUUUUGGGAAAGUGAAAAAUGCUGACCUUACAAGUACGACACUGUAGCUUCCUCUGUCCUAACGACAAAGUUCGAAGCUUUGGUAACGUCUUCGUGAAAAAUGGCGGCGGAUUAGUCACUGUAAUGUCGAAAAAGAGAGACUUUACGGAGAAAGCAAAGGAGAAACGACCUUUCUUGCAGAUCAAAGUCCCCAACACAAUCCUCGCUCGAUCUGCAAUCGCUGUUCUUGGUUUAGGAUUCAUCGAUGCUGGGUAUAGUGGUGAUUGGUCAAGAAUAGGUGUGCUCUCUAAAGAAACAGAGGAACUGCUCAAGCUUGCUGCUUUUCUUGUUGUUCCUCUCUGUAUCUUUCUUGGCCUUUCAUUCUCCAGUGAAUCAUCUGAUUAGAAGAAUGUGACAGUUUUUUUUUUUUUUUUUGUCACAAGUGUGACAGUUUGUUUACUUUGAAUAUUAUGUGUAUUAGCACAUUGUGACAGUUUGUUUACUUUUGAAAAAUUCUUGGUAGAUGAAAAAAUCAUUAUAACAUUUUACACAAUUUGUUACUUGCUUCAAAAGGCACAAGAAGGCGAAGCGCGUCGAAAAUCCAUGAUAAGAAGAGAUGCAACACUAUGAGCAAGAGCUCCUAACACUACAAACACAUGGAAUAUCUGAUGGCUAUGUCCCGCAACAUCGAAAGCUCCAGGCUUCCAUCUCUCGGGUAUACGGCUCACAUAAAAACCUGCUCCCGUUGCGUACAACACAGCCAUCGCUAGCUCGUAGACGAGGGCGAUAAGCACGUUGGGGUGAUCCUUGUGAAGGUAGACCAAAUGCGAGACGGGUACGAUACCAGAGAACCCCAUCGUUAGGAAAAGAGCUGCUCUGAAAGGUCUGAAACGCGGAGCUGAGAGGGCUGGAGAGAGGAGAGUGAAGAUGGCGAGGAGACCGAGGAUUGAGAUUGAGGAGAGGUAGAAGAGACGCCAGUAAGGGUGGCAAGAGAAUGCGUAGUAGAGAGGUGCGAAGAAGGAGGAGACGAUCAUUAGGGAGAUUCCUGCGUAGUCUAGGCGCCAGAAGAAGAGGUUGAAUUUUCUUGAGUGGCAGGCGAAGAGGUGUGACAGGGAGCUGCACAUCAAGCAGGCCAUUGCUCCGGAUAAGAACAAGAGCCAUGGCCAUUUUGGAACUGUUUCGUGGUUAACUUCUUCUCCUUGAUGGUUCAAGAACGAGCUAGUGUGUGUCACGUUCGAAUCCUGCUAAGAGACACAUGGUGAGGGAAAGUUACCACUUAGAAUAGAGUAAAAUUGCAAUGAGCUUAUCAUAUGUUUACAAGAGCCUGCGAUUAUUAACCGAACUAAAAAAUUAGUUUAAUUCAGUUAAGAAGUUUGGUUCGAUUCGGCAA